Messenger RNA from Cydia pomonella (codling moth), 1140 nucleotides. RefSeq names its product zinc finger protein 418-like. The transcript has a single exon. Bases 1 to 1140 code for a protein of 379 amino acids. Gene Ontology annotation, cellular component: nucleus. Lineage: Eukaryota; Metazoa; Arthropoda; Insecta; Lepidoptera; Tortricidae. Gene Ontology annotation, molecular function: DNA-binding transcription factor activity, RNA polymerase II-specific; RNA polymerase II transcription regulatory region sequence-specific DNA binding. Gene Ontology annotation, biological process: regulation of transcription by RNA polymerase II. The record is from RefSeq and is a predicted model, not a curated record.
AUGACAUGCAGUUCACCCAGUAUCCCGAGUCCCAUUCCACCGCGAAGCCCUACCGCUCUACCGAUCUGGUCCCCGUUACUCGCGUUACAAGCAUGCCGCUUACGCAGGUAUCUUAGCGAUGACUGCAUGACUUACCAAAACAGGCACCUCCUCCACUCGGAGAGACGCCGAUGUGGAGUAUGCCUCGCCUCAUUUCCCUCUACGUGGCUCCUGGAGCGCCACGCCGCCCUGCAGCACGCGUCGCAGACCUCUUGCGACGAUAAACCAUUUGUUUGCGAACAAUGUGGACAAAGCUACAGAUAUAGGUCCGCUUAUGUAAAACACAGAGAGCAAAAUCACCGAGCUAGGCUACCGGCUGACAAACUAUUCACCUGCGACGUCUGCGGAAUGCAGUUCCGCUACCUAAAGUCAUUCAAAAAACACCGUCUGAACCAUACUUUAGAGCGACUUCACACAAAGAACACCGAUCAGAGUGACAGUUUGGAUCAAGUUUCUAGCACAAACGAGGCUUUGUUAGGUCGCUGUGGUGAAAUGGACCUUUCCAUUAAAAAGAAAAACAGACCUGAAAGCACCAGAAGCCCUCCGAUUGAAGUUCAUGAUGAACAAGACAGUACCGUUGAUUCGAAUGGCCCAUCAGACUCCAUAGUGACAGUUGACGAUUCGACUGACUGCAGGAACUCGAGUGCCGAAAGUGAGAGCAAACGAGACGACACUCCCUCGGAAGAGAGAAGGCGCGUUCCAGUUUCAUUUGCCAGCGUUAGUUCAAUCGCAGAUAGUUCAGAGAGCGAGUCUCGAGCUGAUAGCAAACAUGACAGCGCGAGUCCACAUUCGGGAAUUAUGGGAUUCUUGCAAAGUGAUGAUAGGCAACGAGAUAGGGAGAGGAGAUUUGCAUGCCCAUUUUGCGGGAAAUGCGUUAGGUCCAAAGAGAAUUUAAAGUUGCACGUGAGGAAGCACACCGGGGAGCGACCGUUCGUGUGUUUGUUCUGCGGGCGCGCGUUCGGGGGCAAGAGCGACCUGACUCGGCACCUCCGUAUUCACACCGGUGAGAGGCCGUACCACUGCGAGGCCUGCGGCAAGUGCUUCGCGCGGGCCGACUACCUGUCCAAGCACUUGACCACUCACGUGCACAACGCGCGCUGA